Messenger RNA from Phycomyces blakesleeanus NRRL 1555(-), 1167 nucleotides. RefSeq lists its product as hypothetical. The transcript has 6 exons. Gene Ontology annotation, biological process: nucleophagy; autophagy of mitochondrion; protein lipidation. NCBI's taxonomy places the organism in Eukaryota, Fungi, Mucoromycota, Mucoromycetes, Mucorales, Phycomycetaceae. The coding region runs from base 1 to 1167 and encodes 388 amino acids. Gene Ontology annotation, molecular function: phosphatidylinositol-3,5-bisphosphate binding; phosphatidylinositol-3-phosphate binding; protein binding. Gene Ontology annotation, cellular component: extrinsic component of membrane; phagophore assembly site membrane; cytosol. The record is from RefSeq and is a predicted model, not a curated record.
AUGAACUUGACACGUACAUCUUCAAGUCCUCAUGACGCACCUGGUCUACUCUACGCUGGGUUUAACCAAGACUUUGGCUGCUUUGCUAUUGGUCUCGACAAAGGAUUCCGUGUUUAUAACUGCGAUCCUCUCAUUGAGCAAGCCCGUAAUGUAGAGACGGGUGAUGGCGGGGUUGCGUUAGUUGAGAUGCUAUAUCGGACGAAUUACCUAGCACUUGUUGGAGGAGGACGAAACCCUCGCUAUCCUCCUAACAAAGUUGUGAUCUGGGAUAGUAUCAAGGGAAAGCCGGUAGUCGAAUUGGAAUACAAGAGCGAAGUAAAGAAUGCAAAGCUGCGAAGAGAGAGAUUGACAGUCGUCCUGGCAAACAAGGUGUUUGUUUAUCAUUUCAGUAUUCAUCCUCAACUCCUGCAUACAUUUGAGACAGCAGAUAACGAGAAGGGUCUUGCAGCCGUAUCCGCGUCUCAAAACCACGCGGUCCUGGUGAUCCCUGGACAGCAAAGAGGACAUCUCAAGAUUAUCGACCUUGAUUCACUCGAUUUCAGCAGACCAUUAUCAUCAACAGACGAUCCAUAUCGCUCUAAUUUAGCACAUUCAGGCAAAUUAAGCUGUAUAGCACUUAACCAUGAUGGCUCUAAAUGUGCUACGGCUAGCGAUAAAGGCACUCUUAUUCGAGUAUUUAAUACUGCCACGGCAACUCUCUUGAAUGAGCUCAGAAGAGGCAUGGAUCGGGCAGAGAUAUUCUCCAUAGCAUUCAACCAAGAAUCUACCCGCCUGUGUGUGUCUUCGGACAAGGGUACCAUUCACGUCUUUAACCUUGAUCCUUCAGUUGUAACCAUGUGCGAUCACAGACCACGCGGGCCCACCUAUGGCGAAGUUGUCAUCAACCCUUCCCAAUCACCUUCUCACUUUGGUCUCACUCACUCUGGAAAUCGAGGAAGUAGUCUAAGCUUUAUGAAGGAUCUCCUUCCAAAAUACUUUAGUAGUGAAUGGAGUUUUGCUCAUGCCAAAAUAGUUACCGAGAGCCGAUGUAUUGUAGCAUUUGGAGACCAGAAGAACACUAUUCUUGCAAUCUGUGCUGAUGGAAGCUGUUAUAAGUUCUAUUUCGAUCCACGGAAAGGUGGCGAAUGUACUCGAGAUACUUACGAACGAUUCCUAAAGGCAGAAUAA